Messenger RNA from Ceutorhynchus assimilis (cabbage seed weevil), 1662 nucleotides. The record is from the annotation of a GenBank genome assembly. NCBI's taxonomy places the organism in Eukaryota, Metazoa, Arthropoda, Insecta, Coleoptera, Curculionidae.
AUGUAUUUAGACUAUAUAGUUUUAUUUGCAUCAGUAUUAAGUGUAUCGACGUUGCGUUGUGAUACACAAUAUGAUUUAAUAGUUUCCGAUCAAACUAAAUCGAAUAAUGGAAAAUAUUUAUUGGAAAUUGAUGGGAAGCCUGAGAAAUAUGUGCCUAAUGAACGAUAUACUUUAACAAUCAAGGCUGAUUUCUAUUUGAACUCCAACCUAAAAUUCAAACAAUUCAUCUUGAGCCUGGAAUCUCGUCUGAGCCCAGACGACGAAGACGACGUCACCCACCAAACAGGAAUUCUAGAAUUAGGCGAAGACACUCUAUCGAAAUUCAGCCAUCAAUGUGCCAACACUGUAACCGAGGCCAAUACCCAACCCAAAAAGCAAGUGGUACUUUUUUGGCUGGCACCACCCUCCAACAGUGGAUGCGUUACAAUCAAAGCAACAGUAAUUGAAACCAGAGAAAAAUGGUACGCAGAUGAAGAUGGUUCUUCGGAUGGUUAUUUAACCAAAACCCUUUGCGAAAGCUUCGAAGAAAACGAAGACCAACUUCCAGAGAUUUUAACAUAUUGCUGCGCCUGCGAUGAAGCAAAAUACGAAAUGGCUUUCAAAGGCAACUGGAUCAGAAACAAUCAUCCAAAUGGGUUCCCUGAAAAUCUUUUUACUACAAGAUUUAGUGAUAUUGUAGGUGCUUCGCACAAAUACGGCCACGAGUUUUGGAACGACAACUUAGAACCCAGUCAAGGCCUAAAAGAGUUGGCAUUCAAUGGUAGUACCAAGACUUUGGAAGAAGAACUAAUGAGAAACAUUGCCAAUUUGCAUACAAUAAUAAAAGCCAAAGGGUUAUCGUAUCCUAACAUAACUUCAUCCUCUUAUGCAAUAUUUCGUGUUGACAACGAAAACCAUUUGGUUUCAAUGGUCAGUAAAAUGAUGCCUUCACCAGAUUGGAUUGUUGGAGUACCAAGCAUGGAACUUUGCUUGGCCAAUUGUUCGUGGAAACAAUAUCGCACCAUUAAUUUGUAUCCAAGAGAUGUUGGUAUUGAUGAUGCAGUUGAAUAUAAUGGAAGAAGUCCUUCCAGGAAUCAACAUCCAAUAAUCAAGGAAAUUACUUCAACUGAUCCAGAUGAUGAAAGAUCGCCUUUUUAUGAUAAAAGUGGCGAAAGAAUGAAGCCUAUAGCUCAGCUGCAUUUCAAGUUGGAGAAAAUUUACCAGAAAAGAUGCAAUCCAGACAGAAAACCUCCUGAUCCAAUAAAUGAAGAAGUUGAUGAAGAGGAAAAACCUGAGCCAAACUACCAACCGCACCGAUCUUUUGGUUCUAGUGAUAAUAAAUGUGAAACCAUUGGUUGGACUAAAUGGUCUUCAUGUAGUGCUCAAUGUGGCAAAGGCCACAUGACUAGAAGCGUAAAAUUUAAGUACGCCCCUGCUCCAGGCACCUGUGAAGACAUUACUCGUGAAGAAACUCAAGAAUGUUUGGCCGAAUGUGAGAGUGGAGAAAACUAUGUGAAUGUUUGUGCUAAUAUUAUUUGGAGCCAAUGGUCGAAGUGCAGUGCCAAAUGCGGCAAGGGUACGAAAUACAGGUAUAGGAUUCCGGGUCGGGAUCGCUACGAGGAUGAAGGGGAUAGUAAGGAUUGUGUCAAUAAGGAAGUGGUUGUAUGUGAAGAAGAUUGUUGA